Alternaria atra is the source of this 1107-nucleotide messenger RNA. RefSeq lists its product as uncharacterized. NCBI's taxonomy places the organism in Eukaryota, Fungi, Ascomycota, Dothideomycetes, Pleosporales, Pleosporaceae. The transcript has 4 exons. Bases 1 to 1107 code for a protein of 368 amino acids. The record is from RefSeq and is a predicted model, not a curated record.
AUGCAUCCAGCAAACACACCCAGCUUUGAUAUUUCCGAUGCGGAGAAAGGGAUCGUCCAAAGCCCACAAAGCCCCAGCCGAGCAAGCAUUGAUGCAAAUAGCCGAGCAACAACUUUGGCUCUAAGAGAGACGAAUCGAAAUGACUUGACGCAAUGUCAGGUGGGUAAGGGCAUUACUAACGCCAAGCCUACGGCAGCAGAGAUCGAACAGGAGAUUAUGGGGACCAAAACAAUACCCUUAGAGGCUUAUCCACAGGGUUAUCCUCGACAAGCAGCCUUCCAAUCCAGCGAGCCGAACUGGUCGAUAUACCGUGGAUUCAACUACCUGCACUCUCGUGUCAUCUUGGAACUGCAGGACGAGCUCCGCUGUCUGGAGAAAGGUCUCACCGAUAUGGACAUGCUUGAUUCCAAGAAUGGCAAUGAGAAGCCAUUGCGGUCACGAAGCGGUGAUCUUGUACAGGCCAAAAGAGCAAAAACUGCAAGCAAGCGUGCGCAUAUAAUCAACGAGAUCAGAUGCAAACUCGUGAACUACGACGAGAUACUGUCGAAAGCACGCGAACUCAACGCCUUCCAACGUCCAUCAAGGCGUGAUUAUCGGAACUUUCGGACAUGGUUCUACAACACGAAGCCAUUGACUAAUGACUCGGAAGAAGAGUUUAUAAUGCGGAAAGAAGACCUUGUAUCACUUCGACAUGGCCGCGAAUGGUCGGGUUUCGACGGCUUCAUCGAAUCGUGCCUUCGGAGAGUGCACUGUCCUCUUACUCAGAAAAUGUUCGCAACCAAGGAGCUUCGCGAAAAGACGAGCGAUAACUGCAUGUUCUACUACUCACAGUCGCGCAUCGAGAAGCUCGUUGGACUGAUCAUCACGCUUAUGAUAUUCGUCUUGCUAGUCUUGCCAGUCGUGGCUAUGUAUCAGCUAACUUCAAUCGGUGAUCGCAACUCUACUUUUGAUGCUGUUGGUAUCUUGGUAGUCUUCACCCUUCUGUUCUCAGCGGCCAUGUCGCUUGUCACGAAGGCGAAGCGGCAUGAACUCUUCGGAGCUAGUGCAGCAUAUUGCGCAGUACUUGUCGUUUUCAUCAGCAACUUCAACAAUGGUGCAAAUCACUAG